CCUCCAUACAUACGCCACCGGCCAAUCUUGGCUCCGGCCGUGCUUGCGUGAGCUUCCUUCAGAGUUUGUGUGACAAUCCGCCGCUCUGGCGUUGAGCACCUAGUGGCUGUGGACCCAGGCAUUGUUUCAAUGUGGCAGCGUGCAUGGAGAAAAGGUGCACGGACACGAGGCAAAGCAUUUUCCUCCUGCUUUUCACCAUGCCCCAAGUUUACGAGCAAAAGACCGACAAGCGAGAGAACGAUGAAUCAACCUUCGAGCGCGAGAGGGCCAGCGGGAAUAAGCUCUGGAGCGUCUACAUCUCCGAGGCGGAGAGCUACGAUCAUGGUCUCAUUGAUGGCUGGCGCAGCGAGAUGGAUGGACUGCUGCUAUUCGCUGGUCUCUUUUCCGGGGUCGUCACGACAUUUAUUAUCGAUAGCUACAAGACGCUUAACCCCGACUCGGGCAGCCAGACCGUGGUGCUGCUCAGCCAAACGGUUCUGUUGCUUAGCCAGAUCUCGCAACAACUUGCGAACAUGAACAAUGAGACUGUAAUGGCGGACGCACUUCCUCCCCCUGCUGCUUUUUCACCCUCGGUCUCUUCCCUUGUCUGCAACGUCCUCUGGUUCACGAGUCUUGCCCUCAGCUUGUCGAGCGCACUCGUCGCGACUCUGGUCAAGCAGUGGGCGCAGGAGUACGAGCACCGCACGUCGAUGUUCUCUUCCCCCUCUGUCCGGUCCCGCGUGUACAUGUAUCUCUACUACGGCUUGCGCCGCUUCAACAUGCACGCCGUUGUCGGUGUUCCCCCGCUUUUGCUUCACGCGGCACUGGUCCUGUUCCUUGCGGGUCUGGUAGCAUUCCUCGUGCCCGUCAACAUCAUUAUUCUGGCUAUCACAUCUGCUCAGCUGCUUCUCUUCAUCUCGGUUUACGGAGUAUUCACCGCCCUUCCGUUGUUCUUCUCCGACUGUCCGUACCAAACACCCCUCACGCGAAUCCUCUGGUCGCUGAAUCAAAGCUUCGGAAACUCGCUGAGGGCUUCUUUGUGGAAGGCAGUGGCUGUUUGUAGCGUCUUACUCCGAGAGAGAGUCGACGUGACAGACCCCGAGAAAACCCCUCCAUCUGCGGUGAUAAGCCCCGACGCCUCUUCCGAGCCUUCUGCGCCUGCGAAAACCCGUCUCCAGUUCCUCAGCAUGACGGACGCCGUGAAAUCAGCAGCACUGCACCCUCCUCUCAAGACGGAGACCCAGACACUUGCGUGGACUGUCCGGUCUCUCUCUGACGAUGAGGAGCUUGUGAAACUUGUCGAGGGACUUCCCCAGACGAUGUGGGAUUUCGAUAAGAACAAGCCUCGUAGCGUGUAUCAUGCAGUAUUCCAGUCGCUGUUGUGCGAUCCGAAAGUCCACCUCGGCCAGCGUCUUGCCGAGUUCAUGGCUGGCUCCAACAGCAAUCUACUCGAGCCCACGGACCGCCUCCGCCGCCAGCUCUCCGUGCUCCGGGCCAUCUGGGCCAUCUGCGCGUUCUCUCUUCACAUGAAAUCGCCUCUGCAAAGUCCGAUUGGAGAAGCCCACGUGGACAACGCGCUGCUCGGCUCAAAGUUUCUUGAUUCGCCUGACGUGCAGAGCAUGGUCCUUGACGUGUCCGCUCUGAUACGUCUAAACGUCAUUGAGUCUCGGAGCCGAGAAUGGGCCCCCACACAGUCGGGCAGCUCUAACGGUGACAUCGGCGCCGACGCAGAGAAGCAAAGGCACAUGGACAUGCUUCGCACGUACGCGCAGUAUCUGCUGGCACUUCCCAAAUGCGCUGCCACCUUCCAACGGGAUGUGACCACUUCCCUCUUCCACCGUUCACAAAUCCGAUGCACAGAAGCGGGCGGCUACAAAAUUCUACAAGACGCUCUCCGAAAGCUGAUCGAAUACGCCCCAGACCAAGCAGCGGACAAUCUCGUCUUUGCCGCUCGCCAGAUCAUCACCGCGUUUGCCCAGACAUCGGACUAUCCACGGGGGCUGUAUCUCUUCGGUCUUGGGCCGUUCCUUGUCCAGCAUCGGUCUCUCGCCGUCUCCGACCCGAGGGCCGACUUGAAACCCUUUUCGAAGCGUCAUUACACCCGAUACCUGUGCCACUGUUUAUGCGACAACUUGAAGAACGAAUCGAAUCCCCGGGCAUCUUUCGACGCCCUCCAGCUGAUCUACGGGCAGCUGCUUGACUCCCCUGUGCCACCAAGAGACUUCGAUACCCAUUUGUCGGUCCUCUACGCUCUGCGCAGCUCUGGGGUUCAAGCAGCCAACAUCCGCACGCACCGUUUGGUUGCCAGCGUCCAGUCAUUUGCGCUCAAAACUUUUCCGCUGGAUUCGUCGGAAUCAAGUGAUCUGUCGGGAUGGGAGAAAUUGCCAAGCAUCUUCGAGGACGAGGCCUGGUUCAGCACCGUGAUUGGCCUGGACAACGGGAAGCUGACGGAGCGGGCAUUGGCACCGCAAGUUUACGGCUGUGCAUGUGUGGGUGUUGUGACCACUUUCUUCGAGCUGUGUGCGGCCCAGAGCCCGGAUCAAACGGAGCGCGACCUGGACUUCGAGACGCUUAACUCAAUAUGCAACACAGUCAACGGCAUUUCCUCGGUGAUUCCGCCUGAACUGCAAUGCCGAUUCGCUGACGCCGCCUCGGAAUUCAUCAACAUAUAUCCGAAGGACUGUCUUGCGGAUGAGUUUAAGCUCUACUGGGUACUUUUUUGGGCCCUCAAUGAGCACUGGGGUUGGAUCACCGAUCUGGAUGCAUUGCGCGUUCUGGAUACGGCUGUGUUGGACGUGCAGAUAGCCGACCAGCAGGAAGAGAAUCAGCAAGAAUCACACAAGGUAAAUGCUGAAAGGAUCCGGGAAGCGGCUCUGUUCCGAGAACAUCUGUCCCGUGAGGAAGUGAAGGGACGAAGUGCAUAGAGUGUGUCAUUCUCUUGUCAUUGAACCUACAAUCAUGCGUGUCUUCUGUAUGUAUGAUGAGAUCCUCUUCAGUG
Mycena citricolor is the source of this 2977-nucleotide messenger RNA. The record is from the annotation of a GenBank genome assembly. NCBI's taxonomy places the organism in Eukaryota, Fungi, Basidiomycota, Agaricomycetes, Agaricales, Mycenaceae.